Molecule: messenger RNA, 1023 nt
Organism: Arachis stenosperma
Lineage: Eukaryota; Viridiplantae; Streptophyta; Magnoliopsida; Fabales; Fabaceae
Product: protein FAR1-RELATED SEQUENCE 5-like
Exons: 5
Coding region: 1-1023 (340 amino acids)
Source: RefSeq, a predicted model, not a curated record
AUGAACAAUUCAACGGAAGGCAAUGAACAAUUGGGUGUGGGUGAUGUUGUUAUUCAACAGGGAUCUAAGCGUCCUUGCUUGAAGCUCAACGAAAUUAUCGAUGUCAUUGUGAUGGAAAAUGAUGAGUUGGAAUUGAGACAUGAGUUGUCGGAUCAUAGUGGGAUCAGUAAAGAGGAAAUCCUAGUCAUAGGAUCGUUGUCUCAGGUACAGAAAUUUUAUGCAAAUUAUGCAAAGAAAGCUUGGUUCGUAACUAAAGUCAAGAACACAAAUUUUGAUAAGAUAAGGAAGGAAUCAAAGAUACCUAUUAAUCAUUCUAUUCACUGCAUCCGAGAAGGUUAUUGGAAGUCUCGGGUGGAGGCAGCAACUCAGACAAACAGAAUAACAGUCACGAGAUGCAGAAAAAUGAUAUAUGUCAUGUUGGACAGAGAGAAGGAAAGUUGGAUUGUGUCUAGAUUAGAAUUGAGGUAUUUCCACCCCUACUUGGCUAAAAAAUCGGUCGACUAUCACAAGUAUAGGGAGUUGACCACACAUGCUAAGUGUGUCAUUACGGAUAACAACGAAGCUGGCAUAAGACCCAACAAGACGUACCUAACACUGGCUAAUGAGGUUGGUGGAUUUUUAAACUUGAGUUUUUCAGAAAAAGAUGUCAGAAAUUACAUCACAAGCAAACUCCGCUGUGUUGACAAGAAUGCAGACUUUAAGGAGAUGAUGAAUUAUUUCGUGCGAAUAAAAGAUAUCAAUCCCAACUUCUUUUAUGUCAUAGAUGUUGACGAUGCUAAUAAUUUCAAGAGCACACUCUGGGUAGAUGCAAGGCAUGGUCUACUAUUUGCAUCCUUUGUCGAUGUCAACCACCAUAGAAAGUCUACUCAUUUUGGUUGUGCGUUACUUGGUAGCGAAGAGAUCCCUAGUUCUGACUGGGUGUUCACAUGGUGCAUCUGGCACAUACUGAAGAAGUCACAAUCAAAGCUUGGGGGUUAUGCUAGGUACAGAGAAUUGAAUGCUAAGAUGAGCCACACUGUGUAG